Messenger RNA from Caenorhabditis sp. 36 PRJEB53466, 1890 nucleotides. Lineage: Eukaryota; Metazoa; Nematoda; Chromadorea; Rhabditida; Rhabditidae. The record is from the annotation of a GenBank genome assembly.
AUGAUUCUUCCCUUCUCAAUUUUUCUGAUAUGUGUUACAAGUCAAACUGCAGCGCUUGACUUUAUCCGCCAGCAAUUUGAGUGAGAUUAUGAGGUGCAAAUUUUGAAAAUAUUUUCACCUUUAUUUCAGGGUAAUCGAUCAAUUUUCGGAUCCAUGUGACAACUUCUAUCGCCACGCCUGUCCAGUAGGCGAUUAUGAGUGGUUGUUGGAGGAAUUCUACGGACCAGUACUGAACGAGUACAAACAGGAACAGAAAGAUCGAGUCUGGGAGAACCUGGAGUUCAAGGUUUGUUAGCGAAACAGUAUCAAAACAGGGUAAUUGUAAUCAUUUCCAGAAAAGUCUGGAUGGCGUGAAGAUUGCCGAAAUUCCAGCUACACUUGGGGAAAACAUUGUUCACUAUUUCGAGACGCUGUGAGAUUUUUAAUGUGCUUGUGCAAACUCAGAAUAAAAUUUUCAGAUGUGAAGCUGGAAGUGACACGAAAGUAUUCCUUUUAAAGGUCGAAAAAGUGCUCUCACGUGGAAAAGAAUGCGAUGAGCGCGGGUGUUUGUCACCUUUGGCGGGAGAUUUGAAUUGCACUCGAGCCGCUUCUGAUCUCACUCAACGCAUUCAUCUUAACGGAAUGUUACAAUCUUGGUCCUCGUCUUUGAUCGCGUUCCUUAAAACGGAGUUUGAUCUAUCGAUGGAUAGCAUCAGAAGUAUUAACGCAAUUCUUGAUGCCGAUUUGAGAGGCGGUGUUGCUCUUAUCAAAGAGUUCACGAGAGCUAUGAUUGAGAGUUUGGUAGAAAAAAUCAAGGUUUCAAUGUUUCAGACAAAUUAUCCACUCGUUGUUUGUGUUUUUAGGAAACUCCAUGGGUCCAAAGACAGGGAGUCGAAGCAGCGAUUGAAACGGUGGCAAAUAAAAUCCAGCUCGGCGAUAACUUUGGGCUCGAGUUGAGAGACCACAUUGAACACGUGAUGACUAUUGAGACGGAUUUCCUGAAAUGUUUGAAAGAUAUCCCAGGCCAAGAUUUUCUGUGCUUGUUGUUUGCGGCGAUGAACGUCAAGAAGAUGAAAGAAAUACACUUUCCGUCAUUUAUCAACGCUCAAAACGAUCACCCUACCAUUUUAUUCGGCCUGCCUUUAUUUGAUUUGGCUCAAAAUGUCGAAGAAAUGGCUGCCAAGGUUAGUUUUAUUGGAAUAAUGUUUGAAAAACGUCUGUUUUUAUAGCUCGGAGUCGUUGGAAUGGUAACCGGACACGAAAUCAGUCACUCUCUGAUUGAAGACCCGAACAGACAAGAUCUGCUGCCAGUGUUUUCACAGGAAGCAACGCAAUGCAUCCAGAAUCAGUUCAACAAUACAUGCACUGAGUUUGUUGAGGUAUUUUUCUGCUCUUUUUCCAACCCGACCAAAAACUUGGUUUCAUAGGAAUCGUGUUAUGUUGCCGAUCAUCAGAUUGACGAGAAUGGAUCGGAUAUUCUGGGGUUGCAGCUGGCUUAUGAGUUGUUUGAAACCUAUUACAGAGAUACCGCACAGGUUUAAAAUAAAUGCUCUGCAAAAACGGAAAAUCAAUUUCAGGAUGAGUACGUUCGGUUGAAUCACAUCAGCAUCACAUAUCAACAACUCUUCUUCUAUGCCAAUGCUUUCUUCUUCUGCGAAGUAAUCUCCCAAAAAGCACAGGAACGUUGUUCAAAAAUCGGAAAAAUUUCAGGGAACUCCUGGAAAAGCAGACUCGCAUGACACUCAUUCGAUUUUUGGCAUUCGGGCAAAUGUGGUGGCCCAACAUCCCGCCUUCAAAGAAGCGUUCAACUGCUCGGCCGACAGCCGAAUGAUGCAAAGUGUCGAGAAACAAUGUCUCAUUUAUGGGGAAGACGCGCCGGAGACAAGAAGAAAGUUCAGACCGUCCCAUUGA